AUGACAGCCACCCCUCCUCCCCUCGAGUUCAUCGUGGGCUGGGACGAGCCCGAGACCGAGGACCCAGAAAACCCAAUGAACUGGUCAGCAUUGGUGAAGUGGGCUAAUAUUCUCAUCCUUUCCGUGAUUGGGUUCCUGGUCCCGCUCGUGUCAUCCAUGAUGGCCCCGGCGGUGCAGCUGAUCAUGGACGACUACCAGACCACCUCGACGGCGUUCGCCACCUUCUCCGUGUCCGUCUUCGUCCUCGGCUUCGCCUCGGGACCCCUGCUAUGGGCGCCCCUGAGCGAGCUGUACGGCCGCGUGCCCGUCUACCACGCCACCAACCUGCUCUUCCUCGUCUUCACCCUCUGCUGCGCCCACGCGCCCGGGCAGGGCGCCUUCCUGGCCUUCCGCUUCCUCUCGGGCUUCGCCGGCGCCGCCCCGAUCGCGAACGGCUCCGGCUCUAUCGCCGACCUCGUCCCGAAGGAGCAGAGGGGCAAGUUCGUGUCGGCCUGGUCCGUCGGCACAAUCCUCGGCCCCAUGAUCGGGCCCAUUAUUGGCGGCUUUGUCGCAGAGACGGCGGGUUGGAGGUGGAUGUUCUGGUCUAUCUCCAUUGCUAUCGGAGCAGUCACCAUCCUCAGCUUCUGCGUCUUGAGGGAGACCUACCCGCCGGUUCUGCUGGGAAGAAAGGCGGCCAGGCUCCGAAGGGAGACGGGGGACGACCGGUACCGGUCGAAGCUGGCGUCCGGCAUCGGGUCGGCGGAGCUCUUCCGGCGGAGCAUCGUCCGGCCGUCCCGGAUGCUCCUCUGCUGCCCCGCCGUAACGAUCCUGUGCGCCUACGUCGCCGUGCUGUACGGCACCCUCUACCUCCUCUUUGCGACCUACUCGUUCGUCUUCGGCACCGUCUACGCCUUCUCGCCCUCCGCUGCCGGGCUUGUCUUCCUCCCCGGCGGCGCCGGCACGCUGCUGGGGCUGGCCUACAUGGCCCGGUUCAGCGAUCGUACCAUCGCCAAGCGCGCGGCGGCGGCGACGGCGACGGCGACGAUGGCCACUCCGGAGGACCGCCUCCCCCUGGUCGUCACGCUACCGGGGGCCCUCGCGUUCCCCGCCGGCUUGUUCCUCUACGGGUGGAGUGUGGAGUGCCGGGUGCACUGGGCCGUGCCCCUGCUCGGGACGGCCGUGACCGGGUUUGGUUCGAUCCUGGUCUUCGUCGGCAUCCAGACGUACCUGAUCGACGCGUUCGAGAAGUACGCCGCCAGCGCGGUCGGCGCCAACACGGUGCUGAGGGGCACCGUCGGCGCCCUGCUGCCCCUGAGCGGCCUCGACCUGUACCACGCCCUCGGCUGGGGCUGGGGAAACAGCCUGCUGGCCUUCCUCGCCCUGGCACUCGCCCCCGUCCCGUUGCUUUUCGGUCGGUAUGGGGCACGCAUCCGCAAGCUGGGAGGGUCUCGGGUCAGCCUGUAG
Molecule: messenger RNA, 1443 nt
Organism: Thermothelomyces thermophilus ATCC 42464
Lineage: Eukaryota; Fungi; Ascomycota; Sordariomycetes; Sordariales; Chaetomiaceae
Exons: 3
Coding region: 1-1443 (480 amino acids)
Biological process (GO): transmembrane transport
Molecular function (GO): transmembrane transporter activity
Source: RefSeq, a predicted model, not a curated record